Molecule: messenger RNA, 2094 nt
Organism: Nasonia vitripennis (jewel wasp)
Lineage: Eukaryota; Metazoa; Arthropoda; Insecta; Hymenoptera; Pteromalidae
Gene: Lrr47
Product: leucine-rich repeat protein 1
Exons: 5
Coding region: 653-1891 (412 amino acids)
Molecular function (GO): protein binding
Source: RefSeq, a predicted model, not a curated record
UAUAUAUUGGAGCAUCUACAACUAUACACAAUGCGUUCCGUUCCCCGGGGAACGUAAUACGUUAAUAAUAUUAUACUAUAAUGAAUAUAUCUAUAGACAUCAAUCUAUAUAAAAGGUAAAGGGAGAUCACGAUAUAUAAUAGUAUAUAGCAUCGAGUAGAAUCCAAACAUGGGCUAAUUCAGAGCGUAAUCAUAAAUUUCAUUUGAAUUAGUGAAAAACUUGAAAGGGCAUCUAUGAAUCAUAGGUCAUAUAGGACUGAUAGGCACGCAGUUCGCCUGUAUAAGUAUUAUUUAUUUAUUUAAAAAUUACACGUGCUAAAAAGCCCUUUACAAUAUGAAAGGAAAUUAUGCGUAAAACUAAAACGCUACAAAGUAUUAGUCGAGAAUAGAGGCCAUAGUGAAAUAAAGGAAGCUAUUGCAGCGUCUGAUGAUGGUUGAACCAUCAGAAGCUGCCGUUAAAAUUCUUGUGACAAUUCACUUGCAAGAAAAGCCCUUGGUUCGUUAAUCGUUAGUUGGCUAUAUAAGGUUAAGAAAUUCCCGCCAUCAAUUUUAAGAUUUAUAUCUAAGAAAAUAUAACAUUUAAUAAGUACUGGAACGUGGAGAAACAAGACAAAACAUAUUCUUGAUUUUCAAAUAAAAACACAAGUGACAUAAUGAAGUUGACGUGCAAUGUAGAGGUCUACAACAGGUUGGCAAAUCUUGCACCAAAUAUUGCAAGAAGAAAGCCUCAACGAUCAUGUUUGGCUAUUGGAAGGCAAUCUGUAAAAAAUCAAGAGAUUCAUUUGUUAUUGCAAACUCCCACGAAUAAAAAUGGAACCAAGUACAAGGUUGACAAUAAUAUAGAAAAAGUUUUCACAAGAUGCAUAAAUGAAGGAAAAGCAACAAUAAGACUCAAAGAACCACCUCAUGACAUAAACAUAAGCUGUGAUCCAAUACAACUAAAAAGUUUUCUUCACGUAUUAAAGCUGGGACUUUCCAAGAAACUUGAUCCAGCAGUUUUGACUUUGUCAAAUCUUAAUCCAAAACCUAUCAAAGCUCCUCCAAAAACUAAAAUUGUUAUCAAGCAAACUUCAGAAUAUCCAGUACUCCAGGGAUUUCCAAGGACAACCGAAGAACUCUGUCUUGCAGGUCUGCAGAGAAAAUCCUUUGAUCGUCAAAUUUUGAAAUUACAAAGUUUGAGGAUUUUAAAUUUAUCAGACAAUAAUAUAACAAGUCUACCUCGAGAAUUGGGAACACUUGCAAAAUUGCAGGAAUUAAACGUUUCGGGCAAUCAAUUGGGAAAAGGUCCAAUUUCUAAAUGGUCGUGGCUCAGUUGUAGCAAUAUAGCCAAGAAUUUACGUUUGUUGAAUUUAAGCAAUAACCAGAUGUCUCAAGUUCCUGAACAGAUCAAUAAACUGGGUGGUUUAGUGACAUUGUAUCUGGACAACAAUUUAUUCUCUUAUUUACCCCCUGGUAUUGGGAGUUUAAACAGACUGAAAUUUCUAUAUUUAGCAAAAAAUAAUCUUUCUCAUUUGCCAGGAAGUAUGAGAAAUCUAAGACUCUUUGAAUUGAAUGUGUGUGACAAUAAGUUUGAUAAUAAUGCCAACAAAACAUUGUCUGUUUGUAACAUAAAAGUACCCAGUCUUGUAGAUUGGGCUGCCCGAGUAGUUCUCCAGUCAAGAACAUUUUAUGAUGCAAGUAUAAUUCCAUACACCUUGAUCCAGUAUUUGGAUAAAGCAAAAUACUGCAUGUGUGGAGCACCAUGUUUUGAUUGUUUUAUUAGAAGAUUCAUGUCCAUGAAUUUAUCCCUCAUUACACAAAGUUUCAAAUUUUCUGGCACCGCAGGAAAUGAUAUUCUUUUUGACUGUUACUUCUGCUCUAUUAGAUGUGUUAGGAAAUUUAAGGGUUUUUGAAAAACUAGAUUAUUUUUCUUGACACUUUAUUUUAUAGCUAUAAUUUAUUGUGUGAUAAUCGAUGCAAGUUUUCAAGCAUAAAGUGAUAGAAUAAUAUUAGUUGUAAAUAUAAUAGCUUAAACAAAUAAUUUGUAUACUAGGACUAUUUUUGUAAUAUAUUUGAUAUUUAAUAAUAAAAUAAGUUGAUCGUUUGAUAAAAGUUA